Brettanomyces bruxellensis is the source of this 849-nucleotide messenger RNA. RefSeq lists its product as uncharacterized. Lineage: Eukaryota; Fungi; Ascomycota; Pichiomycetes; Pichiales; Pichiaceae. The record is from RefSeq and is a predicted model, not a curated record. The transcript has a single exon. The coding region runs from base 1 to 849 and encodes 282 amino acids.
AUGGCAACAGAACAACAAAACAUUUUGGAUACAAAACUCGAGCUACUGUUCGUGACAGGAGAUCGUGUCCAUUUACAGCUAGACAAAGAACUGCUCUCAGAAUGUGGAUUCCAUGAGGACAGCUUUCAGAUGUUCAGAGUUGGAGAUUUGAGACAGUAUAUAUUCGAUCGUUGGAAAGAGCUAGUUUCAGAAAGAGAGAGUCAUGGUUCAGAAUCGCAGGAGGACAUUACGAAUAGGCCAGAGAAUGUAGAGAGAGUGCAACUUCUACAUUUAGGAAGACGUCUUGACCCGAAUGUGCUUUUGAAGGAUUUAAAUUUAAAACUUUCGCACGUGUUACACAUAGUUGUAAAACCAAAUGGACUGGAUGAAGCUGGACUUCAGGAUAAAAGUAGGUUUGAUCAUUUUGCGUCGCAAUUCAUUAGAACCAGAACGAGUGGAAACAGAAGAGGAUCAUCAUCCAAUACACCUGUGCCAAAAUUUGUUUCCUCCGUGGCACAUAAGGGAUUGGAUAUGUCUCAGAGACUACAGGGUUCAACAGUACCAGAACAUGUGAAGGGCAAACGGAAGGGAUCUCUUGCAACGUCCAGUAUAUCAGAAAUACCCUCCAAAUUUUCCGAGAUUAGCCCAGAGAGAGGAAGCUCUGAGAGAAAAAGUUCUGACGAAACUCAGAAGGAGAAUAAAAUCAAUAAAGCAGCUAGUGCGAACAUUAAAUCGCAUGAAUCCAGCCAAAUAGUUACGUCAUCAUCUAAUCAAGCAUCUGAAGUCAGAAUUCAACCACAUGACAGUAAUAUGGAUACUUCUAGAACAAAUCCGCCUUCAGAUGGUGGUGGAUGCUGCAUCAUCAUGUAA